GCCAGUUUGCUCAGAUCUCGUCGAGGAAGCUCGUGCUCUUCUCGCUUAACCCCUGGCUCAUUUUUGGCGUCGGAUAAGGUUUUGCAGAAACAUAUUUCGCAGCAUCUUGGAACAAAAAUCCGAAACAAUAACUCCUCGUCCUUAACAUGGAUUGGAUUGAUUUUACAUAAAUUAUUUAGAAAAGGAAUAUUUUACCGCAUAUGACUAGAAAGUGCUGGAUUAUUUUGUCACAUUUUCUUGUUAAAAAUUUUGCUUGGUCGUGAGCCGUCACCAGAAAACAAUUUCAAUUGAGAACUCUUCACUGUGACUCUUGAAUUCUUGAACAGAAACUUGAUAUAUUUUCUCAUCUGGAUUUAACGUACCAUUCCUAUUUCCACCAAUAAACAGGAUUUCUGCUUUUUAUAUUGUGAUUAUUUCAUAUUUGGAAGUUAUACAUUCGGACAAAUCAUGUUGACCAAACUUGCUGCCAGUGCGGUGUUUUAUGUCACAGCACUUUAUUUAUCUAUAUAUGCGGUAACCAGUGGAAAUGCACAGUGUAUUGAGAAUGGAAUAAGCACAAAUAUAAGCAGCGAGUUAGUAAGAGAAGGGGAUAGUGUGACUCUGUCCUGCUAUGUAUCUGGUGCCGGUGGACUGUCGACUUCCUGGGUCAAUCCAGCCGACGAAAUCCUCUCCGUUGAUGCAGUUAUUUCUGGAAACCUCGAACCAAGGUUUGCGAUCGAAGCCAAUAAUGCGAACCCGGAAUGCAUGGUAUAUAACCUUACCAUAUCAAACCUGACCAUGGCCGAUGCAGGCACCUAUGCGUGUCGACCGACGACGGCAACGAAUCCGUUGUCGAGCGAGGCAAUUCUUAUUGCAUAUGAGCCGUCACCGAUCUAUCCAGAGUGUCGGGUAACGGGAGGUAGUACCUUGGUCCGGACAGGAGAUGUCUUGGAGUUCAUCUGUGAAAGCGAACCCGGCGUUCCCGAAUGGGAUCUUGUCUGGGAAAGCUAUCUGUCCGGUACGAUCUCGACGUCGCCCAUCAAUUCGACAACGACUAACAGUGAGUUGAAAAGCAUCACGUCAUCAUUAAACGCCACCGCUGAUGAGAAUGGAAAGAUCAUGUCCUGUUUUGCUACCUGUCGCGAUCCAGGGUGCGUGGAUAAAGCUUCACGGAACUGCAGUCUGGGACAGAUCGUUGUCGUCGACAACCCUGUUAAUGAGUAUUUCUUUGUUAAUGACUCUUUAAUAUUUGUGACGAUUGGCGGGAAUGUGAGCAUGGAGUGUCACACAACGUUGCCCGGUGCAGAGGUGAACUGGCUCCUACAUGAAACUGUAACAGAGAGCUAUGUGGUAGAGACGACUCCUACUGGACAAUCAGCAACCAUCUACAUUACCGGUAUUACCAACACUACCAGUGAAAACCCUUUUGUAUGUUCACUCAAUAUCGACGGUGCUCUUAUCGCGACGAGAAAGGCUUCCUUGACACUCGAUCCAAUUCCGACCACCCAGAUUCCAACCACGGUGAUCCAGACGAUGGGGCCGACGACGGCGAGUUAUUCCACAGACAUGGCCCCGAUGAACGUCACAGCGACGCCCAGCAUGUUGGUGAAUGUCACAUCAAACGCGACAAAUGCGGUAAAUACGACAAGCCAGCCAGGUAACGCAACAACAACCAUGUCAUCUGGCAAUGUUACAACCACUCUGGCGUAUGGUAAUACGACAUUGGGUGUGACAAACAGUUCGUCACCAAACGCUACUGCAGCUGCUACCACUCCCCCACAAGAACCUACGACACAAGCGCCAUUUUUGCGUACAAACACAACACAGCAGCCACAGAAUACGACCAUGCCAACAACGACGCUGCAAGGAGGCACCAAUGGGACAAAUGUGACGUCAGAAUCAGGCAACACAACAGCAACAGUAGGACCCUUCGACCCAACGAUCGCUCAACGUAAUAUGACAACACUCGACUGGUGGAAACCACAGACAACAUUCUUCCCACAGAAAACUAUGUUUCCUCAGAAUCCUGAGAGUCCUACGAACAUGAUGACCCAACAGCCUUCAACAGGCCCUCAGACGACACCAGUUGCUUCAGGUCCGCCGAACGCCAUAGCUGCUUUCUUCACUCUUCCCAUCAUCAUGGGUAUCGCAGCAGUUGGUGGUCUCCUUCUCAUCUUUAUCGUCGCAGCUAUCGUCUGCGUUUUGACGUCGAAGAAACGACGCGGCAGUCAACACGACGUCGAAGAGCUAACCGAACUCUCCAAGAGAAACUCCAAACCUUACGAAGUGCCUUCCAGCCGGACAGCAGAGUCCGAUCCGACGUUUGCUGCAUUCGGAAAGGGGACAUCAACUCAAGACUUGAUCAACAUCGGCGAUGAUCAUCCGUCCAGCGCGCAACAGAAUGGUAGCAACAACGUAGGGAGAAGCAAUAAGAACAAUGGAUCUGAUACGAGACCGCUCACUGCUAAUGAUCUUCUUAGUAACGGUAUUGAUAAUCAUGGCAUGUCUGAUUCUAUUCUUUAAACCAACAAUCGCAACAUUUCAAAUAAUUGUACUCUCAAUACAUCAUGAAUAUAAAGAUGACAGUCGAUGUCGUUUCGGAUAAAAAAAAAGCCUUCAAGGCUGACGCGAAUUUUAUCCUUCCAUUAGUGAUCUCGGCCUGCCUGAUUGAACUCCGCGGCGCGCCGGUGUCGCAGCGAGAUCGACAUGACAGCGAAGCAAAUCUAUGAACUUUCAACUAGAUAUUGUUACGUAAUGCUGUAAAUUUCAUAUUCAGAUUGGCAUCCGUUCAUGAUGACGUCAGAAUGACGAAUGCUCAGUCGCACCAACGGAAUCGCUUCCAGAUCGAUCAGAGCUGUUUCCAAUGCCAUACCAUUGAUCGAUUUGGAAUCGGUUGCGUUGGCGCUACUUUCAACAUCUUGCGAAUCUGACUGCCCUAAAGUAAUGGGGUUUUCUCUAAAUGCUCCUCGUUAUCGUAGUGUUUCUGGUUAUUUUCCAUCAGUUUGUAGACACUCGUUGGAUGGGACGCAAAGAUGGGGCUACUAUAAUAAUUUUAAGUAUGACUGAAUUCUUUAUUAUGUUCAUUAUGGUUCAUAAUGUAAACUAUCAAACACAUGAAUGACGUUACAAAUGAGCGAUUUAUUACAUGCAACAUCAAUCAUGGUUUAUGCCGGCAAUAGCAGGUGUUGGAAUAUUAUUUAAAAGCAUUAAGCGUAAUAGUGGUUACACCAUAUUAUAAGGUCUUUGGGUUACACCAAACGAAAUCUACUCGAGUUCGAUCAACGUUAAUACCAAUGAUACCAUAUAUAAACCAUCGGUCGAUUUGGAACCAGUUCUGUUGUUGUGACUGUAGCCAUUACCCGGCAUGUACGGUUAUGAUUGCGGUGCCAUGGAACGGGGGCGGGAUGGAGGAGGGGGGCUUCAGCCGCUCACCAACUAUUAUCCACAAACGUAAAAGUUACCAAUUGAAUACGAUUUUUUUUUUGUUUCAUGGUCAGCCCCCCCCACAUUUUUGGCGCAUCCAACUUCCCCCUUAAAUAAAAAUAAACGUCUGAGGCCCCUGUAAUCGUACCCAACAUGAUCAAAGAAAACCCCACAUUGUCUCGGUUUCCGGUUUCAACGAUUGUGAAGGAAUGAAACCUAUCUUGAUGAUUAAUAAGGGACAUUGUAGCACAUGAGUGAAUAUUACACUACUACCAAACAAUGGUCUUCGUAUUGCCAAGUUAUACUUACGAAAGAUGCCAUCAAUUAAUUUCAGGAAUCUUAAAACCAAGGUUUCCUGGGUUUCAUUAUAAUCCUGGAUUGAGGUCUUUAGGAUUUCCAGAGCCCCCCCCCCCCCCGCCUCGGUAAAUUUUUAUUCAUAAAUUUGACUUUUUUAUUAUGAUGCAACGAAAUGACAAUGGCAAUUACGAAUCGCAAAAAAUCUGGGUGCCCCUCGAAACAAUAGCCUUAACCAGCCCGACAUGUUCUAUGUGACAUGUGUGUGGAGAAGGAAAUGAAAUUGAUGAAAUCACACUUUCUAAUUUCAGGGAUUGGUCUCCCUUUAACUAUUUUUUAAUGGCAUGUGACCUGUACGUAGCCUAAUGAAAGGUGGAAAACAAAUGUGUCAUGAUGUUAUAUCAUUUGAUCUUAUUUUGCCCCUCCCCCACCGCCUUCGUUAAUUGCCCCUCCCCCUUCACCUUGCGACACAAUUUCCAUGAAUCUUGAAUCGUUUGUCAUCAUGACUUGACAUAACGAAUGGGGGCCCCAGACUGUGCCGGGGGGUAUAUUGCGUAAGAGUACCUGAUAUUCGUCAUGACUUUAUCACUAGCUUCCUCCAGGUUAAAGUUUACUAGGUUUUAAGUGUUGUUGAACAACUUUGUAAAGUUUUUCAAAUUUUGAAAUGAAAUAAAUUCGUUAUCAAUGAAUGAAUGAAUGAAUCAAUCAACCAAUCAAAUCAAUCACCCCAGCCUCUCCAACUCUCGGUUCUCACCAGAGAAAAUGAAGUACACACAUACCUCUUCGCGGAUUGAAAAAUAAAAUCUUAAAUCAAAUUAAUUCAUUGCUUUUACAUGAUAUUUUGCACCGUCCGGGGUUGUCCAUGACUUUCUAGCUCCGUUUUAAUUCUUACACAUCUUCCCUCAAAAAAAUGUAUAAAUCUCUGGGACGGCGAUUGUCACAAUUAAGUAUCUUCAUAUCUACCAAUUUCCCCAUUACCGGAAAACGGCCCACAUGAGGCGCCGCCCCUCUUCAUUCUAUUUAGAUAUUCAGUACCCUGGGGAUUCCCCACAAGAUAAGUUUAAAAAAAAUCUUGGUAACAAGCCAGUUUUAUUAAGGUAUUAGAAAAGUGAUUUAAGUCUUUACAGUCAAUUCAAAUGUAUUGUGUUUUAUUUUUAUAUAGUGACGAUAACAAUAUAUCUAACAAUCUCAUUCAUGAGUCAGAUAUGGUCUUUUAAAUUUUCGCUUAUUUAGUAUUUCCAUAAUACAGCCGUAUGCACAUUAUAAUAUGUGAGAGCGGGUUUUGUCACACACGCACACACACACGAUCUUCAGUUUAGAUCAUAUAUUUCUAAGAGCAGUUAGUUCAAUAUUGAAAGCUCUGGUUAUGUAUUUAAAAGAUAUGAAAUAAAGUAACGGUAUGAAAUAAAGUAACUUGUUACUGGAAAAUCAAACAAUAUCUCCAUUAUUGGAUGAAUUAAUUGAAAUAUAAUAACGCGUAUAAUGUUACAUCAUUGUCUUCCUCGCUUUUAUACUGCCAAUGUUGCAAAUACAAGCGUUAUGGAAAUUAGUGAAAAUAUAAAAUGCAAUAACUUUGCUUGUUUUACACUAGAUCUUAAUGGAAAUUUCACUGGAUUAGAUUACCCUUUCUGACUUUUGAAACUUUAUUUCUGUUCUAUUUCCUGUGUCAGAUGGUAGCCUUUAAGUUGUAGAAGUGAUUUAAAAGGUGUCCUAUAUGUUAAAUCAACUCGCUAUAGGGUUGCAUUUGGCCUUUAAUGGUAACUUUAUGAAACUGUACAUACGGCCCCUGGUACCUAGGUCCCUUGCCAAAAGAAUAUUGUAGGUUUAGAGAAACGGA
Molecule: messenger RNA, 5533 nt
Organism: Lytechinus variegatus (green sea urchin)
Lineage: Eukaryota; Metazoa; Echinodermata; Echinoidea; Temnopleuroida; Toxopneustidae
Product: mucin-17-like
Exons: 1
Coding region: 448-2502 (684 amino acids)
Source: RefSeq, a predicted model, not a curated record